Tarenaya hassleriana is the source of this 3704-nucleotide messenger RNA. RefSeq lists its product as uncharacterized. The record is from RefSeq and is a predicted model, not a curated record. The coding region runs from base 616 to 3591 and encodes 991 amino acids. The transcript has 3 exons. NCBI's taxonomy places the organism in Eukaryota, Viridiplantae, Streptophyta, Magnoliopsida, Brassicales, Cleomaceae.
GAGUAGGGGACGGCGAGGGCGAGGUGAGAAAAAGAGAGAACGCGAUGUGAGGAGCGGAGGAGGACAAGGCCGCGACAUCCAAAGAAGGCGAGGCGAUAAAAGAGAGAAAGACGACGCGAAGAACGAAUGAGGGCAAUGUCGAGAUAUCCGAGAAAUAUGAGGGCCGGUGAGAAAAGGUGGAGAAACGAUGCGGAAGAGUAGGAGACGGGGGGAGGAACGAAAGAGGACAAUGCGAGUAAAGAGGCAAGGGACGGAUAGAUGUUUCCCAAGGACGGGGGAGGGAGACAUCAGAACGAUCAAACAUUAACCCUAGGGAAUUACAAGAACAUCACGAGGACUGUAUAAAAUGGUUGAUGGUGUUUUUUUUUUCCAGUGUGGAAGAGAGAAAUUCGAGUCCGAAUGGUUUGUACCGCAUGGACGUGAGCUUCCUCGCCGGAGCAAUUUCUCUCCUCCGUUCGUCUUCGUCUCGCUCUUCACCGAAAUCUCGAGGAACCGACCAGAGGCCGAAUUGAGCAGCCUGCCAUUGUCUUCAUCUUGGGUUAGGGCGAAUGAACUGGGGCCUUCAUUGAGUUUGGAGUUUCAUUGGUCUGUGUCCUUUACUGGUUCUUGGUGAAAAUGAGCAUCAACAGAGACGAGGCGCUUAGGGCCAAAGACAUAGCCGAGGGAAUAAUGAAAAAGGCAGAUUUCACUGCAGCUCGUAGACUUGUGUUGAGGGCUCAAAAGCUAGACAGCAGCCUGGAGAACAUCUCUCACAUGAUGAUGGUGUGUGAUGUGCACUGUGUUGCUGCAGAGAAGCUGUCUGGUAAUGAGAUGGACUGGUAUGGCAUUCUUCAGGUUGAGCAAAAGGCAGAUGAUAUUUCGAUCAAGAAACAGUACAAGAAACUCGCAUUUCUGCUUCACCCCGACAAAAAUAAACUCCCGGGUGCAGAAGCUGCUUUUAAACUGAUUGGUGAGGCUCAGAGAAUACUCUUGGACAAAGAAAAAAGGUCACUCCAUGACAUGAAACGCAGAGUCAUGAACAGACCUGCACAAGCACCAGCACCGGCAUAUCGUCCGCAACAGGCCCCGACAUAUAACACUCAGCCUGUUUUCUGGACAAAUCAUAAUAAUGAGGACAACUUCACAGGAUUCAGACCUGAGAACCAGCAACAGAAGCAAAAAGCUCAAGCUCAACCGUCUGGUUUCUGUAGUAGAAGCUUUUGGACCGCAUGCCAGUUUUGUCAUAUGAAGUAUGAAUAUGCGAGAGCACAUAUCAACAAAAAUGUCACUUGUCUUAAUUGCAAAAGACAGUUUACAACUUAUGAAGUCCCUGGACAAGGUGCUCCCGGGGCCAAAAGCUCAUUGCAAACAACUUUCCGCUUUCCCCAACAGAACAGUGUUCCAACUCAAGGAACUUGCAAUGCUAGGCAGAAGCAUCCAGAGGAUUCUACGUUACAUUUUUUUAGAAAGGAGAGUUUCCCAAUGUCGGGAUGUACUGCGAAAGGCAUGGGCCAAGCAACUUAUGGUUUUCCCGAACAGAAAAAUUUUCCAAAUCAGAAUCCGUUCAAUGUAGAGCAGAAGCUUCCACAGACAUCCUCCUCGUAUUGCUCUGUAAAAGACAUACCUGUUUCUGGUUGUACUGUUAAGGUUGGUGCUGGGAACGUCAAUAGGAUUAGAAAGAGAAAGAAAGUAGUCGAAUCCAGUGAAAGUUCUGACAAUGAAAGUAGCAGUGAUUCUGAGGAAGAUAGAAUCGAGGAGAACGGUGAUGUUGUAGCUGGACAAGGUUUGGGGUCUGUUGGGGGACAGCAGCCUCGGAGAUCUGUGCGAAACAAGCGUCAGGUUUCGUAUAAUGAAAAUGUAAGCGACGAUGAUGGCAACUUUGAAAACCUCAAUCAAGAAGGAUCCAAGGAAAAUGGAGAUGCAGAAGGGAAAGAAGAGUCAGGAUCCCAAAAGCAAUCGUGUGAGAAGGAUGGUUCUUCUAGUGAAACCUUGCCAAAUGGUAAAAACAGGAGCAAGAAGUCGAAAGAAAAAGAAAAUUGCCAAGCGGGAGCUUCUGCGGGAAACUCCGAGUACCAUGAAGUUGAGAAAAUCUCCGUUUCUCGUGACUCUAAGAAGGGUUCAAGUUCGGAAAGUUUAGAAGAGCCAAAACUUCUGGAAUAUCCAGAUCCAGAUUUCAAUGACUUUGAUGCAUUGAGGAAAGAAGGAAACUUUGUGGUUGGCCAGAUCUGGGCUGUUUAUGAUACCCACGAUGGAAUGCCUCGGUUUUAUGCUUGCAUCAAAAAGGUUUUUACUUCCGGAUUUAAGCUUAGCAUCACAUGGCUUGAGGCAGAUCCGGAUGAUGACAAUGGAAUUUCAUGGGUUAAUGCACAGUUGCCUAUUACUGUUGGUAAGUUCAGUUGUGGGGCCACUGAAAACACGGUGGAUAGUCUCAUGUUCUCUCAUGUGCUUCACCACGUAGAACGAAACAAGAAGCCUCCUUCUUACAGGGUAUUACCUCGAAAAGGAGAGACAUGGUCUAUCUUCAAGAACUGGGAUAUCAGCUGGUCUGCUUACCCGAAUUCUCACCGUCAGUAUGAGUACAAAUUUGUCGAGGUCUUAUCAGAGUAUUCUGAAGCAGCCGGUGUAUCUGUUGCACUACUGUAUAAAUUGAAAGGAUUUUCGUGUGUUUUCUGUCGGGCGGAGAAGAGCGGAUCAGACGUACUUCAGAUUCUACCUCAUGAAUUGUAUCGAUUCUCUCACAGUGUUCCAUCAUUCAGAUUGACGGGGAAAGAAAGGAAAGGGGUGCCGGAAGGUUCUUAUGAGCUCGACCCGGCUGCGUUACCGCUAAAUACUGAAGGGAUAUCUGUUUCCGUCCCUUCAAAUGCACCAGCAGCGCCAGUGGAGUCAAAACAGACACCAACAACACUGGAUAAUCGGCCUUCAGCUUCAAACUCAGACUGUAUCGUCUUUCCUAAAACCCGUUUCAAAAAUUUUGAAGCUGAUAAAUUAAAGGGAAAGUUCAAAGUCGGCCAGACAUGGUCAUUGUACAGCAAAGAAGAUGGCUUCCCCAAAUACUACGCCAAGAUUGAGAAAGUUUCCUUGCGCAAACUGCAGAUAUGCUGGCUGGAGUCAAAAUCAUUACCGGCAAAAGUCAAGGAGUGGCGUGACAGAAAAAUGCCCAUCUGCUGCGGCACUUUCAGAUUAAAGACCCCUUUACACACUCUUACCGAUGUCUCUGCUCUCUCGCAUCAGAUAGAAUCGGGGAAAGGAAUCGAGAUCACUAUCAUCCCGAAGAACGGACAAGUAUGGGCGAUGUACAGGAAAUGGAGUGACCGUAUCAAGGUGUCGGACUUGAAGGAGUGGGAAUAUGACGUUGUGGAAGUGCUCGAUGUGAACGAGACUGAGAUUGAGGUUAUGCUGUUGGAACGUGUAAAGGGGUUCGAUACGGUAUUCAAGGAAGCAGUGGAGAGAGGAGAUGGUGAGGUGAGAAAGACGUUUCCGAUAUCGGAGCUCCUGAGGUUCUCGCAUCAAGUGCCGGAGCACAGGUUAACGGAGGAGAGAUGCGGUUCUCUGAGAGGAGGAAUCGAGCUCGAUCCGAAGGCCUUGCCCAGAAACUUGUUCAGUUCACGAUGAUGAUGGUGAUUCUUUUGUCGGCCAAAGGAUAGUUCUUUUCGGGUUUAGAUUAAGAUGUGAAUUUUCGCCAUAAUAUGUCUCUGGGUUGAAUUUAUGGAAUCGAGUUGCAUGAA